This is a messenger RNA of Botrytis sinoallii, 993 nucleotides long. RefSeq lists its product as uncharacterized. The record is from RefSeq and is a predicted model, not a curated record. Bases 1 to 993 code for a protein of 330 amino acids. NCBI's taxonomy places the organism in Eukaryota, Fungi, Ascomycota, Leotiomycetes, Helotiales, Sclerotiniaceae. Gene Ontology annotation, biological process: mitotic DNA replication termination; site-specific DNA replication termination at RTS1 barrier. The transcript has a single exon. Gene Ontology annotation, cellular component: nucleus.
AUGGGUAACGAUGGUGGAAGUAUUCCUACUCGUCGCGAACUUGUAAAAGAAGCCGCCCGCAAUCCAAAUACUUCAGAAUUAAAAGCUACCCUUCACGAAUCACAGACACACGCCUGGACAUAUUGUCCUCUCUCCAAUAAACCUCUCACUACGCCUAUCGUAUCCGAUUGCGCCGGAACGCUCUACAACAAAGAUGCCAUUCUCGAACAAUUACUUCCUAAAGACGAUGAUGUCCCCGCCUCUGUCAUAAGGGAAAAGGAAGAGAUUCUGCACGGACGAGUUAAGGGACUUCGCGAUAUUGUAGAAGUCAAGUUCUCCACGGUCAAGGAAGAUAAGGAAGAAAAAAAGAUAUGUCCUAUAACCAGUAAGGAGUUGGGAGCUGGUACCAGAGCUGUCUAUUUAGUGCCUUGUGGACAUGCGUUCUCAGAAGUUGCGAUCAAAGAAUUAAAAAGUGAUACAUGUGUGGAGUGUAAUGAGGGAUAUACUGCGGAGAAUGUCAUAUCUAUACUUCCCAUAUCGAAAGAAGAUAGCUCAAGAUUAGCAUUGCGAGCGAGUAAGCUGAAGGAAGGAGGACUAACUCAUUCGCUGAAAAAAGCUCCAGGGGGAAAGAAAAAAAGAAAGCACGCGACAGAAACAGAGUCUGCGGUCCCCUCGGAAACCGGGAAAGAAGACUCUCUUCACAAAAGCCAAUCUCGAGCGAAAGAAAAUGGAGUGGCCGACAAGACCCAGGCUCGAAUGCAAGAGAAAGGAAAUGGUCCAGCGACAACAAAGUCAAAUAAUGGACCAUCCACGGUACCUUCAGGUAUUAAAAAUGCAUCAGCGGCAAAUCUAACAGCCAAAGUUUUAGAAGAGCAAGAGGAACGAAACAAAAGACGAAAGUUGGGGAUGAAUGACAAUCUUAAGAGUUUGUUCUCGAAUACCGGAUACAAUGCACAGAAUCAAAAGGGUGGGGAUUUCAUGACAAGAGGGUUCUCGAUGAACAAGAAAUCUUAA